UUUACUGAAUAACUUAUUAGAUUUUGGAAGUAUCGAAUUUAAUGCGAGAGAAUUAAGGUAACAUGGGGUUAACAUUUAUAUAUACUCUUUCCCUUUCUUUUUGUUCAUAUUAAGUCAAAAAGUGAACUGAAGAAGAAACAAACAGUGUGUUAGUAAAAAUGGUGACAGAAACAGAACUUGAAGAGAAAUCAAGAAAGGGUGGUCUGAAAACCAUGCCUUUCAUAAUUGUGAAUGAAUCAUUUGAGAAGGUGGGAAGUUUCGGUUUACAGCCCAACAUGAUAAUAUAUUUGAUGACAUUUUAUCAAAUGAGUGCUGCCACUGGAGCUAGCAUUCUUGGAAUAUGGAAUGCACUUUCAAAUGGGCUGGCUAUUGUAGGGGCAUUUUUUGCUGAUUCUUAUUUGGGUCGGUUCAGGGUUGUUUCCAUUGGAUCCAUAUCCACCCUUAUGGGAAUGAUUAUUCUUUGGCUCACUGCCAUGAUUCCGCAACUCACAUCUUCACCCUGCUCUCAGUUCCGACAUGUUUGUAAUGGACCAACAGCAUUCCAACUUGCCGUUCUAUUUUCAUGUUUUGGGUUUAUGUCCCUUGGAGCUGGUUUUGUUAGACCUUGUUCAAUAAUAUUUGGUGCCGAUCAAUUGAAAAAAAGAGAGAACCCUGAGAACCAGAGGCUUAUUGAUAGCUAUUUCAACUGGUACUAUGCUAGCAUAGGGAUUUCAACUAUUUUUGCAGUUACCGUUAUCAUUUAUAUUCAAGAUCGUUAUGGUUGGCAAGUCGGCUUUGGCAUCCCUGUUAUCCUCAUGUUUUUCUCUGUCUUGAUGUUCCUAAUCGGUUCUCCCCUUUAUGUCAAAGUGGAAGCUAAUGAAAGCUUGUUCAUAGGAUUGGUUCAAGCAGUUGUAGCAGCUUUUAGGAAAAGAUUUACCAAUAUUCCAUUGAUAUAUAUUGAUGACUGCUAUUAUCAGCCACAUGAAUCAGAGCUCAUGGCACCGUCAAAUGACUUCAGGUGUUUAAAUAGAGCUUGCCUGAUUCAAGAUCCUCAACGUGAUUUAAAUCCAGAUGGAUCAGCUUCAAAUCCGUGGAGUCUUUGUAGUGUGGAACAGGUGGAAUCAUUGAAGGCUCUUCUUAGAGUACUUCCAAUGUGGUCCACUGGUAUUGUGAUCUUUGUGAUGACGCGUCAAUUCCCAUUUUCCGUACUUCAAACAAGGACCAUGGAUAGACAUAUCUUCCCUCGAGUCGAAGUACCAGCAGCAUCAUUCAGUGUUUUCCUGGUUAUUGCUUUAACAAUCUGGAUUAUCUUCUAUGAUCGUGUUUUGGUCCCUUUGCUAUCAAACUAUACUGGACGGCCAAGAGGGCUUAGUCCUAUUGUCCGAAUGGGAAUUGGCUUAAUAGUCUCCUGUGUGUCUAUGGCAUUGUCAGCAAUAACAGAAAGCAUAAGACGACAAAGGGCAAUAGAGGAAGGUCAUGAGGACAACCCAAGUGCUAUAGUGAACAUGUCUGCUAUGUGGUUCGUGCCACAAUAUGCACUACUAGGGCUGGCUGAGGCAGCACAUUCAGUUGGACAGAUUGAGUUCUUCUAUUCUCUGUUACCCAACAGCAUGUCCAGCAUUGCAUCGGCUAUGUCAACAACUGGGACUGCUGUGUCGUGUUUGGCUGCAAGUGUUCUGGUGAGCGGGGUGGAUUGGCUUUCAUCAACCAGAGGUAAAACGAGCUGGCUUUCGAGCAACAUUAAUAAGGGCCACCUGGAUUACUAUUACUGGCUACUUACUUGUUUGAGUUUGCUCAACUUCUUCUAUUUCCUGGCCGUGUGCCGGUUUUAUGAUGGGAGCAGUAGGUUAUCUCAUGAGGCAGAAGAAAAACAAUGUGAUUACAGGCUUUUACCUGAAUCUUGAUGAUAUAUUGUACUGCCUUGUUGAAUGAUCUACUAAGUUAGCUUAUGAAGUGUUUUAUAUGUUGACAAAAAUGUAAACAUGCAUGGAUUCCUUUGUUCUAACACAUUUUCUUUUGUCAAAUGGAAGCUUAACGAAAUGGUAUCAGUGUG
Lycium barbarum (goji berry) is the source of this 2032-nucleotide messenger RNA. Its product is annotated as protein NRT1/ PTR FAMILY 1.2-like. The coding region runs from base 159 to 1883 and encodes 574 amino acids. Lineage: Eukaryota; Viridiplantae; Streptophyta; Magnoliopsida; Solanales; Solanaceae. The record is from RefSeq and is a predicted model, not a curated record. Gene Ontology annotation, biological process: transmembrane transport. Gene Ontology annotation, cellular component: plasma membrane. Gene Ontology annotation, molecular function: transmembrane transporter activity. The transcript is spliced from 4 exons.